GAACACAAAAACCAUCCGCUCCACACAGCCCGAGCCGAUUCAGCUUGCGCACAUUAUUGCAUGAAUCUGGUUUGCUGCGGCUGCCCAGUUCCCACCACCCCCUGAACACCGCUAGCGCUCGCAACCCACAGCAGCCCCAUCCACCCAGACCCAGCGCUCCCGCCCGGGAGAGAUGUUAACUCGAAGCUCCGCCAACAUGCAGACACGAACCCAUCCGGCAGCAGCAGCCCGGAGAAAGAAGAAAGCCAUUUCUUCGGAAGACUCUCUUGGCGUGCGUGCGCGGGUUCGCUCUCGCUCGACACUGAUCGCCGCGCUCUUGCGCUGUUCCCUCUGCUUCCUGUGCCGCUUCGCUUGCGUGGAACGUGGAAGCUUUUGCCAAUGCUGGAUGGCUGGAUGGAAUCUGAAGUUCAGGGUGAGAGACCGAUCGACUCGCGCGGUAAAAGAGAGUGAGAAAGAGUAAACACAGAGACCCCCAGACCGACCGACCGACUGCGCCGGUUCUUCGCCUUGCGGGCGGGUAUUGGUUCGAUCGAACGAGAAUGCAAGAGAGAGUAGCAGCCGGGCGGAGGAACGGAGGUUGAUGAUCAUAGUUUUGUGGGUCUGUCAGCCAGUUUGUUGUCGAUCGUUGCUCUAUGCGUUUGUGCGCGCGCGCCCAGUGUUGCUAGACGACGUCCGCGUGGCCUGCCCGAGUCGUAGCCUGCUCCUUCCGCGUAACGUGAGCGUGUGGUCUGGAUUAAGCGGGGGGUGCGCGAGGUCCUGAAUUCCUGAAGGAUUCUAUGGGGUGGUUAGCCCCGGCAGUGGAUUGAGAUUUGGGUGCGAUCGAUCGAAGAAAACUUGGAUUGUGUGUGGAGAACGGUUCGCAGCAGCUUGAAGUAACCCAGUUUUCCGUUGACCUACUUUGGAACCUGUUCAUGUGCGAGGUGCGACCCGUGAAGAAUGGGAUAGUUGGAGCUGUGGAGUCGAGAUUGACCCAGUGAAGUGAGAUCGAUAAGAUUCCGGAGGUUUUGAUAAAAAGAUACUGACCUCAGUGAGGAGUGAAGAUACGAAGUGGCAGUGGGCAGUGAUUUCAGGAAUGCUCAGGAAGAUUUAGUAGGUCAAUACAGAAUUCGGCAGGUGUUGAUCAGUAGAAUAAACAUCUGAGUAACCGCAAGUGGAGCGAGAACUUGGAUAAUUUCCGAGUGGUGAAACGAUUGAUGUGUGUAGAAGAAAAAGCUCUAUGGAAAGGUGUCAAGUCGCAGUGGUGGAAGAAAACUUGAAAACUAUCUCACUCUAGUUGGUUGACCUAGAUUUUAGUCGAACGAGUGGAACCGGAGUCUCUCAGCUCAGCACGCAGCGACGUCAUCACGGGUUGGAUUAGUGGAAGCAGCCGUUGAUCAGCCUUGAUCGUGAUUUUCAUUCAUUGAGAGCCAGUCGCGGCUCGUAUCGGGAGAGAAAUUGAGAGAAGUGGAAGAAAGUUUCCAUGCUGCGUAGUGUGUAGUGUGCGGUAUCCCAACAGGGCUGGUACGUUGCGUGUGAAACACAUAUUUUGAAUUCGCUACCUUUCCGACACGGCGCAUAAGUGACACAUAGGGUGAGCGAAAAUAAAAACCGAAGGCAGUGUCAAAACGAAGAACCCAAUAAUGACAACAACUACGGCAGUGGCGGCAGAACCAGCAGUGUGUCGUUGGUAAUGCAUUUAUGAAUGCAGAUGACCCGGAUAUUAAAAAUACUGAGACUACACGCCAUUGCUGCGAUUUACAUUUAAUUGUGUCAAAGCUGUCCGACGUGCUGCGCUUCCGUGGGGAUAUGUGUUAAUUAGAUUUGCGCACAGAGAGCAAAGAAGAAAGAUCGUGCAAAGAGGAAUCGCCGACAGAGCCGUGAGAGAGAGCCGUAGGCUGUGAGUGAAAAUAGAAAAAAAAAAACGUACACGAGCAGUGAUCUGAUUAAGAACCGCACCCCGCACCUUUCGAUUGGUGGAUCCUGCGCUUACGGCAAAGCGGUGCGAUGAGAGAAAAGUGGUGAAAUUGGUGAAAGAGAAUGAGAAAAAUUAAAAUGUAUUGAGGUGAACCUAAUGAGAGCAAAACAACUAACCAGUGUGAACCGUGUGACAACAGUGAUCUAGAUCGAAUGGAUCGAUAGAUAUUUAUGUGUGUUAUGCAUGAAUGAUAAGCUACCCGUAAACAACCGAAAGUGAAAAGUGAUAAAUUGUGACGAGAAAACUUCCUGGAUACAAGUGUUGCCAACCGAUGCUGGAGUUAAACCGCCCGACAACAUCUUGUACAUAAAUAGGCUAAAUUUGGACAUCCCCGAAAAAUAUUUCUGUGGUUUCCCCAAAUUUUCAACGCCUGUUUCUUCUACCUGUUGGAUCGAUUGACUUUCGGCCUAGUAGAGGAUCCCUCUUUCAGUAUUAGUCUAUCCAUAGAGUCCCAAGCCCCAGUAAAACGAAUGAGUUGCAAAGAUGAUUAGCAUUUUCCUUUAUAGGUCUGGCCAUGUACUACCGGAUACCGCUCCUGACGUCGGUCACUUUCUUUAGGAUUUGCUGAGAGAUUGUUGCAGCGGUAGCGAAAUUUUUGAUCGGUUUCUUGGAAACGGAAGAAAUCUCACGGUGGACUGUGACAGGGAUAGGGUUUACAAAAGCAUACGCGAACAGAAAACAUACUUAGACCAUUGCCAAAUGGUCAACCACAUGAUGAGUGGACAAAACGAAUCCGAGGUCGAGAGCCUGCUGAUGAGCCCUUGCUGGAAUCAAUCGACCAGUGUGCAGGACCAGUACCUGCUGGACGGGGAGAAGUUGCUCCUGGACACGGACCUGGAAUCGCUGCCGAGCGACUCGGAGACGCAGAAGAACUCGAUGGACGUGCUGGAGAAUCUGCUGCUGAACUCGACCUCGAUCAACAGUAACAGUUCCAGCAACGAUGGAGAUGUCAAGCCGCUGCCUUCGUUCACCUCGUUCAACACGGGCCACUUGUCGAUCAAUGGCAUUUCGGGGUACUCCUACACGGCGAUUGCGCAGCGGAUGCCAGAGGAGAACAACAAUUAUCCGCAGAAUUCGUUUGGGAAUGGGGCGAACAGUGGGAACAAUGGCGACAACAAUAUUGUUUCGUCAUCCACGUGUCUACCCGACUCCGUGCUGAAUCCGGACGGGAACGGAGCGGACAGUUGCCUGCAGGAUGUGAAGUUGUUCUCGGACAGUUCAAUCGACGGGAAGAUCUACUCGGCAAGCGCGGAGGGAUGCGUGAUAAGUGGGGCGGAUUCGGUUUCCGCGGCGAAAAUCUUCGUCGAUUCCAAAGAACUGUCCGAAUACGACAUGAGCUCAAUCGAAGACAUAGCAGCGAUAAUAGGGUCGGCCAUUGCGGACACGACAGUACCCAACAAGAUAGAGAAAGACGACGGGAAUGAUACGAGGGAUUCCUGGAUGGAUUUGGAUGCAUGGAUCGAAGGAACAUGUGCCACGCCCGACAGCAAACUAAUCGUUUCCCAGCAGGACUCCCUCAGUGAACUGAUCCUACCUCAUUCUCCGGGUCACACGUCCGGGUCAACGUUACAAAGCCUGCUGACGCAUACCUACAUGCCCCUGCUGCAGAACCGAUUACAGAAUGGGCCUCCGAUCAAGAUAGAAACGCCCACGUCGACGUCCUACUGCGGCGAGCUGAUAUCGACUUCAACUAGUCCUCCAGGCUCGGUAGUAUCCACAACCGAGAACCUGAUUCUCAACGGAAGGUACCUGCAAAACCAUCAAAAUGCUCAUUUUGCUCUCAACAUGGGUCUCAAAUCGGAUGGCCUAUGUAGUCCGGAGCUCUUAGGCAACUUCCCGCAUACCACUACCACGACCCCAACGACACCAAAAAACAAACGAAGACCUCACAAACAGGGCAAAACCAACGGCCACGGCCACCAAGUGCACCAGGGCCAAUCCCAGCAAGCGCAACAGCAGUCUUCCUUACACCAGCAGCAGCUGUCCGCGGUGGCAGCAGCAGCGGCAGCGGCGGCGGCCGCCCAAUCCCAAGCCUCCAUCAACUUCCCCGGAGCCAGUGACCUGCUACUCGGCAAGGACAAACCCGUCCACCGGUGUAACAUCUGCAAUCGGGGGUUCCUGAACAAGAGCAACAUCAAGGUUCACCUGCGGACGCACACCGGCGAGAAGCCGUUCCGCUGCGAAGUGUGCGCCAAGGCCUUCCGGCAGAAGGCUCACCUCAUCAAGCACCAGCAGAUACAUAAACGGAUCGGGAGGGAUUGACCAUUAGCAGCAGUGGUGGUAUCGACGACCUCCUCCGGUUCCGGAUCCGGUCCGGGUCGGAAACGGUCGUCCACCGCCUACUGCGCCAAGAACAACAGUAGUAGCAACAACAACAGUUCUCUCAACGAUCACCUCAAUGGCAAUUCCUCCCACCAUCAUCACCAACAACAACAGCAGCAGCAGCAUCAACAGCAACAGCAGCAACAUUCCCAGCAUCAACUUCUGGCGAGUGCGCUGGGAGUUUCCGGGAAUGGUGUGGGACUGGUUGGCGAUUCCAGUCUGAGU
Aedes albopictus (Asian tiger mosquito) is the source of this 4501-nucleotide messenger RNA. It is a transcript of the gene ich, whose product is annotated as ichor. The record is from RefSeq and is a predicted model, not a curated record. Gene Ontology annotation, molecular function: RNA polymerase II transcription regulatory region sequence-specific DNA binding; DNA-binding transcription factor activity, RNA polymerase II-specific. Gene Ontology annotation, biological process: embryonic pattern specification; embryo development; regulation of transcription by RNA polymerase II. The coding region runs from base 2654 to 4216 and encodes 520 amino acids. The transcript has 3 exons. Gene Ontology annotation, cellular component: nucleus. NCBI's taxonomy places the organism in Eukaryota, Metazoa, Arthropoda, Insecta, Diptera, Culicidae.